AAGAGCGUAAUCGAAGUGUGGAGAGAGUUGAGAGGUGCGUUAGCGUUAGGUUAACGCAUUCAAUACAAAACACCGAACUUGAAACCCUUCCAAUAUAAACCCUCGCUUGUUUGUGUGCUCUUUCAUACUCUUUGUGUUAGAUCACUUGCUCUGCUCUUCAAGCAAACGCAGCAUCAUACUCACCAUUCCAUGGCUUUGCCCAAUCAGCAAACCGUGGAUUACCCCAGUUUCAAACUCGUAAUUGUCGGUGAUGGUGGCACAGGAAAGACGACUUUUGUGAAAAGGCAUCUCACUGGGGAAUUCGAGAAGAAAUAUGAGCCAACCAUCGGUGUGGAAGUUCAUCCAUUGGAUUUUUUCACAAACUGUGGAAAGAUUCGAUUCUACUGCUGGGAUACUGCUGGACAGGAGAAGUUUGGUGGCCUUAGAGAUGGAUAUUAUAUCCAUGGGCAAUGUGCAAUUAUCAUGUUUGAUGUUACUGCUCGUCUAACGUACAAAAAUGUCCCUACAUGGCACCGUGAUCUUUGUCGGGUCUGUGAAAAUAUCCCUAUUGUUCUCUGCGGAAACAAGGUUGACGUUAAGAACAGGCAAGUGAAGGCAAAGCAGGUUACUUUCCACAGGAAGAAGAAUUUGCAGUACUAUGAGAUAUCUGCUAAGAGCAACUACAACUUCGAAAAGCCUUUUCUGUAUUUGGCCAGGAAACUUGCAGGCGAUCCUAACUUGCACUUCGUAGAAUCUCCUGCAUUGGCUCCACCUGAAGUUCAAAUUGAUUUAGCUGCACAACAACAGCAUGAAGCUGAGCUUGCUGCAGCUGCUAGUCAGCCCCUUCCUGACGAUGAUGAUGACACUUUUGAGUAGAGGACUUGUGUGUUUGUGGACUGUCUUCUUGAGUGCUGGUAUUUCAAUACUAUUGUAUGUGCUUUUGGGGGUUGUAUUGGUAUUUUUGGAUGUGAAUUCGAUGAUCUGAAUUCAAUCAUUAUGAUAUUUGGUUUACCUAAAAUUGAAAAUUACCCUUAACUAAAGAUAUUUCAUAUCACUUUGGCUUUAAAAUA
This is a messenger RNA of Cajanus cajan (pigeon pea), 1049 nucleotides long. The record is from RefSeq and is a predicted model, not a curated record. Lineage: Eukaryota; Viridiplantae; Streptophyta; Magnoliopsida; Fabales; Fabaceae.